Molecule: messenger RNA, 1474 nt
Organism: Microbotryum saponariae
Lineage: Eukaryota; Fungi; Basidiomycota; Microbotryomycetes; Microbotryales; Microbotryaceae
Source: the annotation of a GenBank genome assembly
AUGCGAGGCGUGAUUGUGCUGGUCCUGCUCGGGUGGGCUUUGCUCAGUCGGGCGUUGGCGACCGAUCCUUCGUCCCCCGUUGGCGCCGCGGUCGUCGACAAGGAGCCCCUGCACGCGACUCGCCACCGGCCUUCAAUCCCCAACAAGAUCCUCUUGAUCAGACAUGGCGAGAAACCGGGCCACAAUAGGGAAGGGCUCAGUGAGAAGGGGCGUCGUCGCGCUCAGUGCCUGCGAAAGGUAUGUUCUCCAUUCCUUCGUCGUCCGCUACGGGAGCCCAGUUCGGGAUCAGCACCGGCUGCGGAGGCGUGCGUGCAUCAGAACAUCACACGACCUACAGCCUGCAACGCGUCUUUCGGCGCGCCUCGAGCGACCAUCACUCCCGUCACCGACUUCCAUGACUUCAUGAUCACUCUAGCCUAAGCAGAGUAAUCGUACUGAGCACAUCCACUGCUCCUCUUUGCCGUGUGUCUUGGCGCGCCGUUGACGAACGUGCCAUGCCCGAAUCCGACCUCGCCGCUCGGUCAACGUGCCGUCGUGAUCGCCCCACUCGCUCACCUUGCAUCCCGGCUUGGCAUUGGGCAAACGCGCAACUCCCUCCUCCGAACCGAAACCAGGUCUUCGGCAGGCGUUCACCUCACAGCAUUGGCCUCAUCAUUGCCCAGUCGUACAACCCAUCCACGGGCACUCGCAAGCGUCCGUACGACACCGUCCUCCCCUUGGCCAAGGAUCUUCGAUUACCUGUCAUCACGGACUGGUACGUUCGGCCAACCUCGAUGGCUUUAAGUUAGAUUCGGUGUCCCCCUGGGCCAGGUGUGGUGCUGAUCGACCAAACAAUAAUUUGUGAACUUCAGCGAACGAGAUGAUCCGGAUUGCGUCGUCAACCUUGUUCGACAGUUUGCCAAGCUUAGCAGACGGGAUGUUCUCAUUUGCUGGGUAGGUCACGCUUUUCUUUCCCCGAGCUUCUGCAGGGCGAGUGGGCUGUCCGGCCGACAUGCAAUCGGUACAAGCUUACUGGGUCCCGUGCAUCGAUCCCACAGAAACACUCGUUUUUGCUUGAUCUCGCUGGGGCCUUUGGAUCCCGGGCCCGCCUCGAAUACCCCGACAAACGGUGAGUCUCCUCUCGCACGACUUAUGCCCCGACGUCAGUCAGGCGAAUGCUGAACCUUCUUCCAUGCCGCGAAUGCUCAGAUUCGACAUCGUGUGGAUCGUACAACACCGCAAGAUCAUCUCAAAGAAAUCGGAACAGUGCUGUGGCCUCGACGUGACCCAACGCCAUGACCCCGAUCUCGCCAUCGAGGACGAGCAUCUGAGGAACGACACCGUGAGGGAUAUGGAAGACGGGGCCGAUGACGACGAGGAAGAUGACUUGGAAUCCGCGAAAUCGUCCUGGCUCUCAAUGGUGGAUCGAGACGAAACCCAAGAACUUUCAUUCGACGACAUUGACGAAUCGACCAUCUCUGCCUUCGAAGCAUAG